Scophthalmus maximus (turbot) is the source of this 2707-nucleotide messenger RNA. RefSeq names its product chromosome 13 C19orf44 homolog (gene c13h19orf44). The record is from RefSeq and is a predicted model, not a curated record. The coding region runs from base 638 to 2587 and encodes 649 amino acids. Lineage: Eukaryota; Metazoa; Chordata; Actinopteri; Pleuronectiformes; Scophthalmidae. The transcript is spliced from 11 exons.
CAAAAUAACUGAAAUGAGUGUUAUCAGAUGCUAUUUCAGUAUCUUAUACAAAUUAAUGAAAUUGAAAAGAUAUUUGGUUUUUUUUAGGUCUUUUUAUAUUAAAUUUUGUAAUGUUAUUUAUUUUGAAUUUAGUAAAUGACAGCGACGCUGAUCCGCACAGCAUACCAGUUGGUGGCAGUAAUGCUCCAAUUUGGUGUUUGCCAACCGCCAAAAAAACUCGAGAAGAAGAAGAAACCGGAAGCCCCUCCAUGGAAACAAGGGACGCCGUACAUCAACCAGGCAUUGUAGUCGCCCCCCGCUGAGUAGGCAGAGAUGAGAAUAGGUAGAUUAAAGCUGGUUACACUGUGGACCGUUUGACUUUAAACUUUAGAGGACCGUGAAUGGUCUUCAAACGAGUCUAUGAAGGAACUUUUUGUACUAAAGUCCGCCGCGUAGCAUGCUUUUCGCGGCUAGCUAGCUAGCAUUGCAGUCAUGGUUGGCUGCUGCUGGAACGACGUGUGUACAGUGUAGAAAGUGAGAGGUCUGUGUGUGUGUGUGUGUGUGUGUGUGUGUGUGUGUGUGUGUGUGUGUGUGUGUGUGUGUGUGUGUGUGUUUGUUUGUGUGUGUUUGUUUGUUUGUGUGUUGUGGCACUGGGAAGAUGUGGAACCGAGGCGGUCGAAGCUCUGCCCUGGACCGAGCGCAGGCGCUGCUGUCCGCGAGGAGGAGCGCCAGAGGAGACGCCGCUGAGUCCACACAGCGGCCCACGGACACUGCACGGACACACGCCGGUGCUGUGGGCGGGUCUAUGAAAACCAGAUCUGGGCCCCAAAAGGGCCACCCUGUGUUCUCAGAUCUGAGUGACCUGUCCUCGGUCAGCCCGGCUCCUGAGAACGGAGACGACACCGUGCUCUCUGUGAAGAGUCUGGGGAGAGAGGGGGGUUCUACUGAGGGCCUCAGACCUCAGAGGGCUAUGGGAGGAGGAGGAGGGAGCAGGUUCUUGAAGAAGGCCCCACCGCCUGCAACGAUCAGCAGCCAUUCACCUGUUAGCCGGUGCCAAAAGCAGCAGAUGCAUGAACCAAGAUAUGUGUCAUCUUCCCAGUAUGGCUCCAAGACUGCAGCCAUGAGUAGACUGAACAACAGAGAAGCAGCUGCUGCUGCUGCUGGGUCUCCAGCAGGCCCAGAUGUUGGUGUCCGGUCCAUGUCCAGAGCUGCUGGUGCUGCACUCUCUCUGGCAGGUUCGGAGACGAGGUCAACGAGGGUCGUGAGCGCCGUGAGUCUGGAAAGCGACGAGGAGGACAUGAGGAAACUGCUCGGAGACUCCUUGGAUUCAACGGACGGCAGCGUGGUGAAAGUGGGGAGGCCGUCCUCUGUGGCACACAAGAUGCUGGGCAAAGGCAAUCAGAGGGUCCACUUCACACCGCCUCCUGUUAGUCCCUCGCCACCUUCGAACACGGCGCCGCCUCGCUCCCCCGCCUCCCCCUCUUGCCGUAGUUCUCCUUUCCGAUUCACCGGCCAGAUCCAGGCCCAGUUCAGCCCCUCCGUUCUCUCCCCGGCCCCUUCCUCUCCCCGUGUUUCCCCCUCGCCGCAAAGGAGACUGAACUCUGCCGGCGGGGCAGGCAGUCCACAGCGUUCCCUCUCCUCCCUGUCGGGCCACAGCGAGGUUAUCUCUCUGGAGGAGCUCUUCCCCGCGGGGCCUGGCUCUGCACAUCUUCACAGCGAAAUGAGCUCAGUUUCCUCUGAAGAUGGACAACAAGACUUCAAGAUAAACGUGAUGUCACUAGACGACCUCAUCCCUGCUGCCUUUGGAUUUACAGAAGAGACAUCAACAAAGGAGAGAGAAGCCAAACACAUUGUCUCUGAUCAGCAGCCACCAAGACUGAGGGAGGAAGAGGAGGGAGACGUGCUGGACUAUCAAAGUGACUUUGAGAGCGAGAGCAGGUCGGAGACGAAUCCCAGCGCCAGCCAGGUUUCAGAGCACUUGCAAGGAGAUGGAGAUGAGGCAGAGGUGGUGUCGGAGGACGGAGAGGAGGCAUCGAACUCGGACGUGUCCCGCGGUAGGACGGAAGACGAUUACUCAAGCUCUGACUCGGACACAACCUCGCGGAUCUCAGCUCGCAGUCGCACCUCAAAGUCCGUCAGCACAAGUAGCACAAGUGGCACAAGUGGCUCCAGAUCCUCAGUGUCACACCAGGGGAGACGUGUUUCGGCCAGAAAAGUUUUAAAAGAGGCGGCAGUGCAGACGCAGCCCGAUACCAUGAUGCACACGUGGUCAGCUGGCACGGCUAUGUUUGACCCCAUGACCUACGUGAAUCCCACCCCAGUGGCUGCUUAUACUCUCAGUGCAGAAACCGUGGAAGCCCUCAGCACCUCCAACCCAGCUGCGUUUGUCCUCAACGAGAUGCUGAAACAACAGCUCGCCAUGACGAGGCGGUUCAUCGAGAGCAGCCGACAGCUUCACUCCAGUCUGGUGCGGAGCCUGGAGCCUCCCAACUACAGAUACACCACGCUGGAGGACACCAGGGAGAACAUUCGUAAGCACAGAUCUCACAAACUCACGAUGGAGGAGGCCUUAGAGGAGGUGCAGCGGGAGAUGAGGGAGAGCGUGUGACGGCUGAUGCAGAGUGGAACUGGAUUACUGAACCAACAAGUGUAGUGCAAGUCGGAGAGAUAGUUGCCAUAUAUAAGAUUUUAUUUAUACAUGAUUAAAUAUUAUUUUUCUACAAUGGAA